Colletotrichum gloeosporioides is the source of this 1026-nucleotide messenger RNA. RefSeq lists its product as uncharacterized. Gene Ontology annotation, molecular function: arylformamidase activity. The transcript has 3 exons. NCBI's taxonomy places the organism in Eukaryota, Fungi, Ascomycota, Sordariomycetes, Glomerellales, Glomerellaceae. Bases 1 to 1026 code for a protein of 341 amino acids. The record is from RefSeq and is a predicted model, not a curated record.
AUGGGCUCUACACUCAACCUCCCCGACUAUGACGAUCUGCCACCAGUCGAGGGUAUGCCAAAGGGUUGCGCGUGGGGAAUCUUUGACAAAGACGGAGAGAAGGAUGUCUAUGGCACGCUGAACUUGCUCACACCAGAGGUCAUCAAAGCAGCCGGGGCGGAGGUCCGAGACGGAGUGUCCAUCUCUCUGAACUGGUCUUUGGAUGGCUUAUCGAAGUCCGAGAUCCCAGGACGCAAGAAGCUCGUCCACAAAGUCCACACCCUCCGGUCCUCCAAGCUAUGCGACGCAACUGGCUGGGACGACGAGCUGGAGUUCAACACCCAAAACAGCAGCCAGUGGGAUAGUCUCGUCCACUGGCACCACCAGCCGACCGGCCUGGCCUACAAUGGUUUCAAUCCAACUCAAGAAGACAUGUCCGCCAAAUCCACGGCGGAGAACAAGAUGCCCACCAUUGACCACUGGCAUACCCGAGGCGGCGUGGUUGGCCGCGGCGUUUUGAUCGACUACGUCUCGUAUGCAGAGGAGAAGGGGAUCCCGUAUCACCCCUUUGGCGGCAACCGCAUCACAGUCCAGGACAUCGAAGCAGUGGCCGCGCAUUACGGUGUCGAGUUCAAACAUGGGGAUAUCUUCCUCAUCAGGCUCGGCUCCACAGAAUUCAUUGACGGCAUCAAACCGGAGGACAUGGGUGGCGCGUCGAAGAUUACAGCCAUGUCUGGUGUCCACGGCUGCGAAGAGACAGCCCGGUGGUUCUGGAAUAAGCAUUUCUCUGCCGCCGUUGCGGACUCGAAUUCGUUCGAGGCUUUCCCGCCUGUGCAUCCUGACGGCAGUGUUGCUGGGAUUUCGGAUCUGGUUUUGCACUACUACUUCCUGAGUUUCUUCGGUAUGCCUAUCGGCGAGUUGUGGGAUCUGAGCCGUCUUGCGGCGCACUGUAAGAAGACUGGAAGGUAUUCCUUCAUGCUCACAUCUGCACCUCUGAACGCACCAUGCUUAGUUGGCUCUCCGCCAAAUGCCAUCGCCAUUUUCUGA